Molecule: messenger RNA, 1824 nt
Organism: Raphanus sativus (radish)
Lineage: Eukaryota; Viridiplantae; Streptophyta; Magnoliopsida; Brassicales; Brassicaceae
Product: senescence-associated carboxylesterase 101-like
Exons: 3
Coding region: 134-1699 (521 amino acids)
Biological process (GO): defense response; lipid metabolic process
Molecular function (GO): carboxylic ester hydrolase activity
Source: RefSeq, a predicted model, not a curated record
UCUUUUCCACCACUAUAAUUUACUCUAUAAGUGCAAACUAGUAACACUCUUAUUGUUAAUUAUUGGUCUACUUUCUAUAAUACAAUCCUCUCUUUUCAAUUUUCUUCUCUAUAGAACAUUUCCAGAUCAAGCCAUGGAUUCUUCUUCACUAAAAUGUUUGGAGCUAGGGAAGCUUGUGUUGAACUCCGGUAUCUUACACAACUCAUGUAGUAGGAUUUCCGAGGCAUGUGAGUCAACCAAUCGAGAUCAAGAUUCAGAUAUGAAAAUUAAGAUUUACCAAGAACCAGAAUGCACAACUGUGGUUUUUGUAGCACCGAAUUGCCCUUUAGAUUAUCCUGCUUCCAUUCUGCUUUCCGGGCCACAAGAUCAGAAUCAGUUUCAUUUUCUAUGUUCUGAGAAGAUCUCAUCAUUCUCCCUUCACACACCUGCUUAUCAGCUUUUUGACUCUGCCCACAAGAAAAAUCUCAUUCAUGAGCUCAGAUCAGAGUUGCUCGGUUUGCUCAAGUCCAAGAAACAUGUCAUCAUAACCGGAGCUGCGUUAGGGGGAUCUGUCGCAUCUCUCUUUACGCUAUGGCUUCUAGAAUUAAUCGAGCCAAAACUAAAACGUCCCUUGUGCAUCACGUUUGGCUCGCCUUUAAUCGGAGACGCUUCUCUACAGAAAAUCCUCGAGAACUCCUUGAGAAGUUCAUGUUUCCUUCACGUGGCUGACGCUACACAAACUCCCAUAAAGCAAGGUUUCAAGCCUUUUGGAACAUUCUUGAUUUGUUCCGACUCCAAAUAUAUCUGCAUCGAUGACCCUGAUGCCGUCAUAGAGUUGCUAAAGAGUGAUUAUACAGAUAUACUAAGCUGGAGAGACUAUGAACGAGUUCUUGAUCGUCUAACUCAACAGGAGGCGGGGGAUUCAAGAAUUAUGAUCGACGAAGACGUUAUCAACCGCAUGGCGGAACGCGCUGAGAAGAAGAAGCAGCGUUUUGAUCAGCUUAAGAAGCUAAACGACAUUAAAAUAUCGAUGAUAUUUUUAGAGUGGUACAAAAAGAAAAGCAAGAUGGAAAAAACAGGUUACUACGAUCGGUUCAAGGCACACGUGGCGUGUCCUGUUUCACCAUUCGAUAUGGAUAUAGAGAAGCGCAAAAGAGAGCUAAACGAUUACUGGAUAUCACUGGUUGAAGAAGUGGAGAAGAAGCCUCAGAGUAGAAAAGCGCUUCUCAAGACACGGUCUCUCUACUCAGGGAACAAUUACAAACGUAUGGUCGAGCCGUUAGACAUUGCUGAAUAUUACUUAAGUGGUCGGACAGGGUAUAGAGCCUCUGGAAGGUCGCGACACUAUGAUGUCCUUGAGAAAUGGUUUAAGGCUGAAGGACUAGAACCGGUUAGAUGUGAGAAGAGAGAUUUGAGUGAUCUUUUGACGUUUGAUUCUUGUUUCUGGUCUGAAGUUGAGGAAGCUAUGCUUGUAACAAAUACUCUGAAAACUCAAGUGGUGGGGAGAGAGGUGUUGCUGGAGAAACUCGUGAGGUUUGAGGGGUACGUGUGGGAUAUGAUCAGAAAGCGUGAGGUUUCGCCAGAGAUUUUCUUGGAGGGAAGUAGUUUCAUGAAGUGGUGGAGAGCGUACAAGGAGAUCAAAUGUUUUAAUUCUUUACGUUCUGACUUCACCGAGUUUAUGAACAAUAGGUUGUACGAAAUUUAUGGUCAGGCCUGCUGAUGAUGGAUGGUUUAGUUUUAAAACGCUAUUAUUAACUGCUGUUUCUGGAUCAACAUAUAUUUCAGAUCUUUCUUGUUCAAGAAGAAACAAAAGUUAUGGUCAAUAAAAAAACAUGUUACAUUUCA